AUGACAGGCGUCAAGAGGUGGAAGUGGGGGUGUCGUGCCGCUCCUUUCGGUGACGCUUGCGCUGAAGGUCGCGCUGCGAUAACAAUCGCUUGGACUCGAAACGGCUCGGUGCUGAAUGACUCGGAUAUGCAGAUUUUGCGUGACUAUGUCAAUCUCUAUGGCAAAACUGGGUCGGCAUCGGAUGCGCGUGCCUAUCUCUAUGACAAGCGUUAUCGUGAUCUAGAGGCGAAGGGCGAGAUCCAGUCGUGGUGCGUGAGCAUCAGCACCAUCAAUAGGCAGCUCAAAGCCAUCGAGUCCCAAGUCGCAGACGGUGUUUUAAACGAUGUUUUGGUGGUGCCAAACGAGCGACGCCCUGCCUCAUUCAAGCCGACGACACGCGAGGCAUGCCUCAACUACAUUGCCUUCCUCGACGCGCUGGAAUCAAAACACAACAUUCUGACUAAAAAUCGCCACAGUCUCAUUUCUGCUGGCGAAGCCUGUGUUGACGCGGCCAGCUCCAGGCAUGCCAAAGGCAGGCACCAACGGGUCGUGCCAGCCUCACGCUGCAACGUGUCCUGCUUUGCCGCAAUUAGCUACGCGGCAGAACGUGUUUUUCUGCAGACCAAGGUUGGCAUCGAAACUACUGAAAACACCCAAAGCCGCCUCGAGGCCACCAUUGCAGCAUGGCGUGUGCACCACGGUCCCCAGCUGCUGGUGAUCACCUUGGACGACGUCCGGCACCACCGCAAUGCCCUCGCUCUAAUGUGUGGACAGCAGGGGCUGCAGCAAUGCCAAAAGACCUUUGUGCGCUCAUCCUGCGAAAUUGCACCCGAAGACGCCAAAUACUGCCCGCUCAUUUACUAUGAGCUGGACGAGCAGCAGUAUGACGGCCCGGUGAUCUGUGUUCUCACGCCUGCAGAUCAGCCCGAUUUGGCACCGGUCAUGGCGGUAUGUAGCACAACCAGCUAUGCCGCUCAAGGCCUCCGCGCUCAAGGCGUGCAAACCGCUCGCCUAGACGAUCAGCUGGUGAAGCUGCUCGUUGCCGCCUUUCACGGCUAUUUGUCAGAGCAGAUGGUGCUCGAUGCCGUUGACGACACCAUUGGCUACAUCAACGCUUGGCGUUGUGGGGCUGCCACUGAGCAUCAAGCUCGAGCCAUCCGAGACCGUCAGCGACGACGCAACAAGGAAUCCUAUGAGCAAUUCAGGCAGGCAUCAUCGUCUGGCAGCACCUCUGAAUUGUGGAGGAUGGCCCGAUCCAAGACGCGUGCUGGCCGCGCGGCUGCGGCGGCGAGCACGACCACGACGCGAGGCGUGCUGACGCAGACCUCUGUGUUGGAGGCUGCGCUCAAUCCAGCCAUGAAGCUGCGUCUCAAUGAGGACCCCGAAGCCGAAGCCUGGUGGAAUAUUGUCCAGGCCUGCUUGGCUGGCGUGCAGACGCUUAAUGGCGGGCUCGACAGCACGCUCGUGCGCCGGCUCAAUAUUGUCAAGUGCACCUUCACUCUGACCCAAGAAAAUGGGCGCGAUGCCAGUGCACUCGAUGAUAGCAUCGAGAGUUUUGAGCAACUGCUGGAUGAAUUUCCGCAGUGCUUCGAAGCUGACGCCCACCGCAUUCUCCUCCGCUUUGAGAUGCGCGUUCAACGCCUGCUUGCCUUCUACCUCCCGGGCACAUAUGGAGAUGACGCGCCCGAGCCCACAGAAAGCAUGUUUCUUGAAUUUGAUGAGCAUGCCUUUGACGAGGAAUGCCUGGACAAUGGACGCCUCAAGCUGUCCACAUUUACCACGCGCGUCCUCAGCAAAAUCCGCCAAGAUCCCUCCAAGUACCCUGACUACGUCUCCGCCUACCGUGACUGGGAUGACUUUAAGCGACGCGCCCUGACCUUCCUUCAACGCGCCUACGAUGAGCUACCUGAACCCCUUCUCGUGCGAGCCGUCCGCCAUACCGUGCAAGGACCCCCGCCCACCGGUGCUGCCGCACCUGCAGCUCAGGUUGCUUCCGCGCCUCUCAAAGUUCUCGGCCGCUCCGAGGUCCAGCAACUGGCCCGGCGCCUUCAGUUGGAGGAGCCCUUCAACUCUGCCGUUCAAGGCGAUCGAACUUCGGCUGCCUCUCCCCCCACUGCACCUCGCAUGGCGGCAAAUCCGCCUGCCUCGCCCCCGCAGCCCAAGGCUAAGAGACAGAAUCGCCAGCCCGCUGCGCCAGCCGACCUCGACGCCCCCAUGGAUGAGCUCGAUGCCAUUCUCAUGCAGCAAGCCGCCCAAACUCGCUCCCCGGGCACCGGCUCCAAACAGGCUGCACGUACUCAAGGCGAGGCAGACCCGACCCCGACCGCCAAGCGGGCUAAGAACAGCUCAGCACCUAGUGCAGGCAACAGCGCUUCACUCAACGGGCAUGCCGGACGCCUCUUGGCCGCAUCGCGCCAUCUCAAGGGCAUUGGAGCUGACCCCAUUGAUGAGUUUCGCCGCCAGGCGCCUCGAACGGGUGACACAGUCUCGACCCUGGCCCCCGCCGCUGCCAGCGUGCGCACCGCUCCAGCUGUACAAGCCACCCCUACCGCUGCCUCCCAGGAGGAAGAUGGGACCAUUGCCUCGCCCAACACCCUGCCUUCACCCACGGCGCGCCGGCGAGCGGGAGCCACGCGGGCGCGACGGGCUUGGACGGAGGAAGAGGAAAUGAUGCUUGAGGAAGGCGUCGCCAAGUUUGGCAAAAAGUGGCGGGCCAUUCAAGCCCAUUAUGACUUUAAAGAUCGCACAAACGUUGACCUGAAGGACAAGUGGCGCAACAUGUCACGGAACUAGUCGUGCGAAAGCAGGCCAGGCCGGCAUGCAAACUUGAGCAUGUUUGUGCUUGAUGACCGUAAUGAUGUGAUGUUUUCAGUUUUGUUUUGUGCUGUGCUUUGUUUUGUUUCUUUGUUUUUUACACGUGUAUUUUGUGUGGUCGAGUCGACCCCUUGCCAAAGAGGCUCAAACUCGAGUGAUGCGGGCUGUUGCUUUGGCUUGUGAAUGAAUGCCGUCUGUUUCUUGCCCCAGGUUAACUAGCUGCCCUCCUGUGUGUCUCUUGCCUGCUGUGCCUUCUGUGCCUUCUUGUGUAUGAAAGGGUCAGAACGGAUGAGUAUGGAGUCAUUUGCAAAAUCUAAAUUGGGUCUCGG
This is a messenger RNA of Monosiga brevicollis MX1, 3122 nucleotides long. RefSeq lists its product as uncharacterized. Bases 1 to 2772 code for a protein of 923 amino acids. The transcript has 11 exons. The record is from RefSeq and is a predicted model, not a curated record. Lineage: Eukaryota; Choanoflagellata; Craspedida; Salpingoecidae.